GGCAACCCCACUCUCGAGUCGCCACAAGGACCAAUACCUACCAUUCUUGGGCGUCAAUGCGUUGGCGCGCCUCGACCCACACAUGCGACAAGCCUUAAUUCAACUUCAAUUCAACGCUGUACCACGCCUUUGCGACCAAUAAAGGGUAUCAACAAGGAUGGAGAAACACAGUAGGGGCGGUGACUUCUUUAGACCGCCUCCGACAUCGCCCAAGGGCCACCCAAGAAAGAAACUACGCCGGGAAGGACCCCCGAGACAACGGGAGGAUAACGACUGGUCGCGCCCGCCGCCUUCUCUGUCUCCCCCGGUUGCCGGCUUUCAAGAUGAUGAUGAUGGUGCGCGCGAGUCUAAGCCACACCACCUGGGCGGGUAUUUAAUCGAGUCUGACUUGAGAAUCCGCGGCAAAUCCCACGCGUUGCCCAAAUCUGAGGAAGGAUACGACAGUGAGCCCGAGUCGAAUUCCCUGGGGAAUCUCGAGAGGACCUUCGUAUCCACCGCCCGGAGCAUCUUCGCCCUUGUCCAGAACAUCGAGUCUGUCACGACAAAGAGCGGUUAUGCGCCUACGCAUCCCAUCUCGCGCGCCGUGGCGAGAAUCCAAGGGCAGUUGGACAGGCUCAACGAUGUCUACCACGCCAUGGGGGCCGAGAUGGAGAGCAUGGGGGGCGAGCUGGACCAGCUUGCCGCACGGGAAGAAUCCCUGCGGAAAGACCUGGACAAUUGCAAAACGACCAACUUCAAGCUCGCAUGUAGCAAGAAGGAUCUCGGCGAGGAGGUUCACUCCCUGAAAUCCGCAGCUGCUGGGACCGAGGUGGAGCUGCGCCGGCUGAAGCGCGAUCUGGAAGAUCGCGAAGCAGAACAGACGCGACUCGAAGCCAGCCUGCGCGAGCUGCAAGAGGAGCGCAGGAAGACGGGCGCCGAGAAGCUCUGGCUGGAAGACACCGUUCGGAAACGCGACGUGAGCAUCGAGACGGCCGCGGCAGACAACCGCAGGAUGCAAAACCUGGUCCAAGAAAUGGAACAAGAAAUGGAAGGACUCAAGUCUAACAACCUCGGACUCCAAAGUUUGAUUCAGCAGCGAGAGGGAGAAGCCGAAGCGGCCAAAGCCGAAAGUUUGCGACUACAGGACCUCAUCCGCUCGAAAGAGGCUCAUAUAGCUUCGCUGGCUGUGGUACCACCCAUCACGCCACUAUCACCGUUGGGGCCAUCGGGACCUUUUUCCUCUUUAGCAGGCCCAGUCCUGCCAAUGGUCCCGCAAGGUCACACUCUACCGCCUCGCUCAAAUUCCCCGCUUCCAUAUAUCAAGCAGGAAGCACCGGAUCCCACACCGCCGGCAGCUUUCACAGUUCCGGCCACCACGCCAGCCGAACAGCUAGAAGUCCCGACACAACGGGUCUCCCAUAUCGGGGUCGGCGCGGCAGACAUUCUCAGCAGAUUAUUCGCCGUCGACCGCCCCAUCUCCUGUGACAACCCCGUCCUAUCGAGCUUCCUCAGCAACCUCGGCGCCGCCCCGGAAGCUUCCUCCAUCCCCAUCACACGAUCAACAACCGAAUUCUGGACCCUCAACGACCCGUGGACAACACAGCCCCCACCGCAGCGCACCCUCCGCGGAACCCUCGAAGAGCAAUUCACCCACCUCUGCCUGCUCUUCCCUUUCCCCGGCACAACUCCCACAAUCAACCCCGCCGAUCACCCCAACAACGGCACCAUCCCCAACCCCGCGACAUUCCACCUCCUCACCACCCUCCUCACAGCCCUCACCAGGGCGGAUUACUCCACCGCCCCCCGCGCAGCCUGGGCGUUCCUGCAGACCAUGUCCGGUUUCCUCCCCCCUUUCCUCCUCCCCUCCCCCACAUCCUCCACUUCGGCAACGGCAACGGCGACGCGCACCGCUCUCUUGAGCGUCAUGCUCGCCGAGCUGUGCCGCGCACUGGCGGCGGCCUUACAAAUGCCGCCUUCUGCGGUCUCUGCACCGCUGCUGUGGCAGCAACAGCAGCAGCAGCAGCAGCAGCAGCAGGGAGGUGAUGAGGGACAGGCUAGGCCGCUGGCCCGGUUGGCGGGCUUGCUGCGGGAUGUGGAUCGGUCUGGGGCGGAUGGGGGGCUGGGUGGGUUGGCGGAUGGGUUGGUGGCGGCUGCUGGGGAUGGGUUUUGUGUCUUUUCUUAUGGUUGCGGCACUCCGGGGAGUAGUGGAGGGAAGGGAGGGGAAGUGGAAGUGGUGGGGAGGGAGGUGGGGCUGCUUCACUGCGGUGGUGGCGAUGGUGGCAGCGGCUUCUUUCUAAUGAUUGAUUUCGCGGAGAGGAGUUUGAGGGCCGUGGACUGUCGGCUGGCGGGGAUGAGGCCGAAUGCGGCGGAGCCGAGGAAGCUGGAUCUCAUUGUUGCGAGGCCGGAUGAUGGGCGGGAUGAUGGGGAGGAAGAGGAGUUGUUUAGGCUCGCCGCGGCACCGCGCGAUGUGGCGGCGUUUUGGGUCAAGUAUGCUAUGGGUGAUGACUGAUGGUUGAGCAGGUCAAGAGCGAGUAUAUUAUAUUUGCUACAUGUCAUGCGUGACGAUGGGUUCGGGUUCGGUAUCUUUUCUUUUAGCACAGAGAACGCGGUGACGCGGUCUUGUUCUGUUAGUUACGUAGGAUAGGUAUGAAUAGAGACAAAUAAUCAUUUAAUAAACC
Molecule: messenger RNA, 2657 nt
Organism: Chaetomium fimeti
Lineage: Eukaryota; Fungi; Ascomycota; Sordariomycetes; Sordariales; Chaetomiaceae
Exons: 1
Coding region: 158-2488 (776 amino acids)
Source: RefSeq, a predicted model, not a curated record